CAACCACUUGGCAUCAUAACUCAAUACGCAAUACAAGAGUUUAGAUAAUUCAACCUAAAUCAGUUCUCGAUAUAACAUUGUAUCUGUCACUGCCUCACCGCGAAGUAUAAGCUAGGUCAUUGGACCUUCACCUUCUCAGACGCCAUGACUCUCCCCAAGACAGACUAACAAUCAUCCCAUGUUUUCUGCAAUCCGUGCCUGUAUAUUCGACAUGGACGGCCUCCUGCUCAACACAGCAAGUAUCCCGUAUUUAGUCGAGAUCCGACUCUCUCCGUACAAACAGACACACAUACACACACAUACACACACAUACACACGCACAAUAUGCUAAAAUCGCUCAUCUCCCAGGAAGACAUCAUCACAACCUCCACCAACCUCGUCCUCCAAAAACACAACCGCCCACCCCUCACUCCAUCCCUCCGCGUCCAACUCACAGGAAUCCCCAACUCCACAAACAGCGACCUCUUCCACGCCUGGGCGCAACUCCCCAUCCCCCGCGCGCAAUACGCCUCCGAACAAUCAGCAGAAACUCACCGCACUUUCCCAUCCUGCAAACCCCUGCCCGGCGCAGCCAAGCUUCUUCAAAACCUCAGUACCGCGCGUAGUAGUCUGACUGGUGAGAAGAUCGAGCUGGCGCUUGCGUCUAGUACUAAGAGGGCGACCUUUGAAUUGAAGACCCGGAGGGAAGAGAUUAAAGAAUUACUGGGCGUCUUUGAGGAUGAGAGGAGGAUUCUUGGUGAUGAUGAGAGAGUGAAGAAGGGAAGAGGGAAGCCGGCGCCGGAUAUUUAUCGAGUUGCUUUGGAGGCAGUGAAUUCCUCAAUAUCGAAGAAUGCCGAGGAAGAAGGAGAGGAACGAAAGAAGCCUAUCAUGCCUAAUGAAUCUUUGGUCUUUGAGGAUAGCAUUGUUGGUGUUGAGGCAGGACGGAGAGCUGGGAUGAGGGUUGUGUGGGUGCCGCAUGUUGAGUUGGUGGAUGGGUAUCGGGGGAUGUGGGGGGAGAUUUUGGCGGGUAGGACAGGCAUGGUGAGGAUCAGUGAUGAGGAGCAGUUGGGUGAGGUUGGAGAUGGGUGGGCGGAGACUUUUGGGAGCUUGGAGGAGUUUGAUUAUCGGAAGUAUUGUCUUGAGAUAGCUGCUUGAUGGCAAUAUUACAAGUCAAAGUCAAACUUAUCAGAAAUUUCACAUCUCACAAUAUGCCUGCUUGGAUUUCACAUCGUACGUCGCACCUCACA
This is a messenger RNA of Cadophora gregata, 1226 nucleotides long. RefSeq lists its product as uncharacterized. Bases 325 to 1134 code for a protein of 269 amino acids. The transcript has 2 exons. The record is from RefSeq and is a predicted model, not a curated record. NCBI's taxonomy places the organism in Eukaryota, Fungi, Ascomycota, Leotiomycetes, Helotiales, Ploettnerulaceae. Gene Ontology annotation, molecular function: phosphatase activity.